AUGCUAAGCAAAGAGGUUCAGGCUGCCGAGCAAUCACUUAACGAGCUGAAGGCGCUGCCUUCAACAUCAGAAGCUCAAAUAGCAGCAGAUCUUGUUCGCAAACCGGCUUUUGUUGAGCCGUUCAUCAUCGCCUGUCAUACUCGACAUGCGAAACUCGCAGGGAUCGGAGUCAUUUGCUUGCAGCGAUUGAUUGCUUCUCGAUCGUUGCCAUCUCAACGCCUUAAGGACGUCCUUACUGGCCUGAGAGAGACGACAAGCCUGAGUCUUGAUAUUCAAUUAAAAAUCUUACAGUCCUUACCUUCGCUGUUGCAGUAUUACUCCAACGAGCUUAGUGGAGACCUUCUUGCAAACACGUUAGAAAUCUGCGCUACAUUGCAAGCAAGCAAGACGAUGGCCGUGAGUAGCACUGCUGCUGCUACGCUCCAACAGUUGGUGGUAUCGACGUUUGAAAGGGUGUCGAAUGAAGAUAAACUUUCCAACGAUGAGAAAUCCACUACCUCAAUCACGGUCGACGGUCAUUCGGUUGAGGUGGGACAAUUCGCGUUCGAUGCGUUGCAGGUUCUGGAUGAUCUGUGCCGUCUUAUUGAGGGCGAACAAUUGCAAUUUUUGCGCACGAGAAUCUUGUCUCCAAUUUUUGUUCUUGAGCUCAUCGAAAGCAUCAUCCUCAACAGUGGCCGCCUCUUUGUCAAUCAUCCGGAACUUUCGCAGGUGCUGCGAGUUCGUUUGAUGCCCUUGGCUGUGAGGUAUCUCUCGGAGAGGCAUUCGUUUUCCCAGACUGUUCGGAUUGCGCGCAUUCUUCUUGUGCUCUUAAAACGUCACAUGUCUCUCCUGCCUGCCGAGUGUGAGAUGGCAUUUGGCCUGCUAACCCAUUUGCUUGAACCUGAUGGAAACGCGCCCUGGAAACGCGUUUUGUGUAUGGAGGUUUUCCGCGGUAUCUAUGCUGAAGCGGGCGUUGUUCGCCAAAUUUACACCUUGUACGACGGAGACGAACGCAGAAAGAACGUUCUCCGAGAUCAUAUGGCAGCACUUGUUCGGCUUGCGUCGGAGAAGCCCUCCCUGAUCGGGGUCAGCAACCAAUCCACGGUGCCAUCACGUGCUGAACAUCUACGCUCCGCAACGGAGGAUCAGAUCGCCCUUGAAACAGGUGGCGUCGCAGGCGUCAUAGGGUCAACAGGCCCACCAGCAGAGACCAAAGUACCAGGGAUCAGCAGCCAAUGGAGUGUUGUACGGACCCCGUAUAUCGAACUACUGGAUAAAACGGAGCCACCACUACCGCCAGACACCUAUAUCUACAGCCUUGUUCUCAACUGUAUCAGCAGCUUUGCCGAGGGCCUUGGAAAAUUCAUUCUUCCUCUUACAGUCCCUGACUUAAGGCAGAAGAAGAAGAACCGCUAUGUGAACACAGACCAGGGACCCGACUCUGCGCGAUCAUCUCAAGAUCUCCAAUCUGAUGCCUGGCGGGCUCAGACAGCCUCACCAGGCAAGAGGUCGUCGGUUCCUAUCAAUCCUCUGGAUUUGACUUCUCAUAUACAAUACUCCGCGAUCAUGACCUGUGCCGGGAUGGUUGAUAAUUGUUGGCCUGCUGUUCUUGCAGCCUGUUCCACCUUCUUGCACGCUUCCCUGGACGAUGAGUAUUACCACAACCUAGUACGAGCGUUCCAAAAGCUAGCACAUGUAGCUGGCCUUCUGAGACUCUCUGUGCCUCGUGAUGCAUUUCUUACCACACUGGGAAAAGCUGCUACUCCCGUAAGCGCAAGCGGUUCCAGAGGGCAAAUUCCUGCCACACCAACUGCAGCUGGCGCUCAAUCUAAUGAGAGCCAUCAGAAAUCGCGAAAGAGCUCAGACAUGCUAAGAACAAGUUCAUUGCCUGCGGACUCUUCUGGGUUGGAAAGCUCCACGCCGUCCUUGAGUACGAGGAAUCUGCUUUGUCUUCGAGCUUUACUCAAUCUUGGAAUUGCAUUAGGGCCUACUUUGGACCAGCCGGCCUGGUCAAUUUUAUUUGAGACAUUGCAAUACACUGAACUCGUGAUCGGCAUAUCAUCCAGUACUAUGGUUAAAUCGGCCAAUGCUUUGGGCGAAACCACGGCGAUUUUUGGAAAUGAUAUUCCAACUGCAAAUCUGGGAGUGGAAGUGAUUGCAGUUCAGGCAGCCUCAUCCAAGAUGUUUGAGAGCACUAGUGAUUACCCCAGCGGGGCUUUCCAGGAGAUCCUACAUGCACUCUUGAACCUGUCUUCCUCGACGGCACCAGAACCGCGGAACGAGCCAGAGCAAGAAGUUUCUGAGAUGCCGAGUACCCCUCAAUCCUCACAGAAGUCUGGACGAAUGCAUCAAAUUACUCGGCGUGUGUCUCACACUGUGGGAAUAUCAAGAAUGCAGGAUGAAGAGCUCAAGUUUGUUCUAGAGAAAGUGAACGAAUUAGCCCGGGCGAACCUUGAGAGGCUUUCGUCACUUGACGACGAGGACAACAAAUCUUGGGAAAUCCUUACGCAAAGUCUGAUAUCUGCUUCCGCCAACACUGAAAUCAGUCCCAAUCUUCGUCUGCAAUCUAGCGGAAUCCUCAAUUCGUUGGUGUUCUUGACCAUGAAUGCACAGGAUGUCGAUAAAAAAGUCCUGAACCAGGUCCAUACGAGAAAUCUCGAAACCCUCAAGAACCAAGUAGCAUCACUUUACCCAUCUGAUUCGUCCUCCACGAAGUCGCUUCCAACCACUGUUAUUGAAAUCCAUGAGCAGAGUUUGGAGGUUCUUCAAAACAUACUCGAGCAAUAUGCUGAAGCUUUCACGGACGGAUGGGAUCACACUUUUGAUUUGAUAUCGGGAGUCUUUCAAGUCAUCCCAAAGGCUGAGACUGGGGAUCUCCUACCAACCACCCCGGCUGAGCGUAGGUCGUCGGCCCUUCCAGCCGGUCCUCGGUUAGUCCGCGCAGCAUACAAGUCUCUUCAUCUUGUGGCUUCAGAUUUCCUCUCCUUGUUGCCUGCUCCCUGCCUUUUGAGCCUGGUCAAUGCAUUUUCUAGCUUCGCCUCGCAGACACAGGACUUCAACAUUUCCUUGACCACAACAUCCUUUUUCUGGAACGUAUCCGAUUUCCUUCAGGAACAAAUCGAGAAGUUCUCGAUUGAGAGUCAUUUUGAUGCCUCUGUCACCGAAGAGGAAUUGGCAAAGCUUGCUUGUGACAAGAAUCCCUCUGUCUCAAAGAAUUCUCUUUGGCUGUUGCUGCUGCUCCGUAUUGUUGACAUUGCGACAGACUCGAGGCCGGAGAUUCGAAACAGCGCGAUCCAUACUCUUCUGAGGAUUUUUGACGCUUACGGGCAACAGCUAUCACCAAAAGCAUGGAGGUUGUGUCUGAACAGAGUCUUGUUUCAAAUGGUGGAAGCAGUUGAAAACAAUCUCUUCAAAUCGAAGGACAAGCUCAAUGGGUCGGCAGAUAGCCUCAAGUCACGGGUGGAAACGACAGUCUUGAUGAUCAACGGGAUCUCAAAUCUUAUCACAAACUUCUUCGAUACCAUUGUGAGUGACGAAAUGUUCGACGAGUCUUGGACUCGGCUUUUGAAGUACUUGCAGGCAUUGUUGGACUUGCAACUUCUGAAAUUCAACGAGGCGACCUUCGUUAGCCUUUGUGCGAUUCUCGUUAGGGUGCAGUCCCCCUUUGGGCUUAGCAAGAAAGCUCUUCAAUGUGCCUGGGAUCUGUGGGCUAAUGGCCACCCGGCUGAAGAUGAAGCCAUGCUUGAUCUGGAUCGACCCAACCAAGACGCCGCGUUGGCCUAUAUGCAAUCUUUCCAGCAGGUAUAUCGUCUCUAUAAAGAUGAUUUGACCACGGACCAUGUCAAAAAGGUACUCCAACACCUUCGUCUGCUUGUAUGGAAUUCGGUAUACCCACCUUACUCGACGGAUAUCGACCGCUCUUCCGAUGUCCAGGGGCUGGUGAUUGAUUGCAUCAGGACUCUUUGCUUAGAGAAUGAAGAAUCACAGGCUGCUAUUCUUAUCUGUCUCGCAGACCUGUCAGAUUCCGCCCUGUCAAAAUGGAGUUCCAGCAACGACUCGAGAAAACCAACUUUUGUUGCCUUCUCCAAGAGCGCCAUAGAUCUCGUAAGCUGGUACAUCGCGGACUUCGGUAUCAAGCAAGACAUUUUUUCGAACAACGCACUUGCCACCGCCCUUGAGCGUCUCCAUGUAUCGAUCAAGUACAAGUACAUGUGGGAAGGCAAGGAUCGUGAACCUUAUCUCUGGCAAAAGGCCACAACUGCGUCUCUGAACGUUCUCGAAGUCGCGGUACCCUACGUGGAGAAGCAGUACCCCAAGGCCAAGGAAGCAGGAAUCGCACGCUUCUGGCAAAGCGUCAUCGACAUCACCGAUGGCAUCGUCUCAGCCCGUGGAUUCCGGACCCAGCAGCUAUCCAAUAUCCGAAUCCUUUCCGACGAAGAAUUCGAUACCACAGCCUUCGCCCGGCUAAAGCAAAUCAUUCUCCCAUCCCUCGGUGCUUCCGCUAUCCCCGACCCAAUACGCCGAAACUUCGCCUGCGCCCUCUUCCACUCCUCAUUUAUCUACGCUCCGCAGCGCUUCGAUCUUCCCUCCGCCCCAAUCGAGGACUUUCCCCUCGAAGACUACUACCGCGUUCGCGCAGGUCGCACCUUCGACCCGCCUCCGACCCUUCGCCCAAGAAUGGCCUACGCCCUCAUGGACUCCCUCUUCGAGCUUGCGGGUAAUGCCGAGUCCGAGUUCAAGUCCACCGCAUCUGCGCAGACUCUGCUCGCCAGGUCUAUCUCUCCCUACCUCCUGCUCCGCUGCGCUGUCUCGCUUAAAGGCUACAUCGCCGACCAGCCUCUCCGGGGCCUCAUGCCCCAACCAAGUCCAUCGCGGAAAGCCCUGCUACAUCUUUUGCUUCAGAUGGUCCAGCUUCGAAGCGAGCCUUCUGCUAUCCCAGACCCACCCUCUGUCCAUUCUGGUGCGGCAACAGCCGGUGAUGACAAGUCCCCACGUCACCACCGCAAGCAUCUCGAGUGGCUGUAUCCUCUUAUUGUCCAAGCCGUCCAGGUCGCGGGUAAAGAGCGUGACGAUGGACAGGUUCUACAGGCUUUGGGCAAGGUGUUGGAACAGACGGGCCGAUUCGAGUAG
Penicillium maclennaniae is the source of this 5109-nucleotide messenger RNA. RefSeq lists its product as uncharacterized. Bases 1 to 5109 code for a protein of 1702 amino acids. NCBI's taxonomy places the organism in Eukaryota, Fungi, Ascomycota, Eurotiomycetes, Eurotiales, Aspergillaceae. The transcript has 3 exons. The record is from RefSeq and is a predicted model, not a curated record.